This is a messenger RNA of Suillus plorans, 2430 nucleotides long. RefSeq lists its product as uncharacterized. The transcript is spliced from 8 exons. Gene Ontology annotation, molecular function: ATP binding; protein serine/threonine kinase activity. Gene Ontology annotation, biological process: protein phosphorylation. Bases 1 to 2430 code for a protein of 809 amino acids. Lineage: Eukaryota; Fungi; Basidiomycota; Agaricomycetes; Boletales; Suillaceae. The record is from RefSeq and is a predicted model, not a curated record.
AUGAUCCGACUCGCUGAAGAAUUUGCUGACUCUCAACUUAGAUGCAACUCAGUACUGCGGGAUAUCAAUGACCCUCCACUUACUAGAUGCAACUCUUCAGAGCGGGCCACUGUUCCAACAAUAUUCCUUCAAUUCCUUCAACUCAUCACACAAGCACCUACUAGCGUCAUGGAACUCGUCUCUCAGUUUACCGAAGAUGCUAUUGCCAAGGAGGACCGUGUCUGUGGUCGACCUGCUUGCUGUGGCACGAUACUCAAAGGCGCUCCAUGCUAUUAUGUUGCCACCAUUGUGCCUGGCCAACCUGGUCGAUUCGUUUGUGAAGCAUGUUACUUGCGAUACUCACAGAAGCUUUCAACUUCGGUCCGACCCUCUUCAGUCCGCCCUUCUUCUGCACAAUCACAGUUACUUCCAGAUCCUCAUAUCAUAUGCCAGACCGUGAAUGCGGCACAACGCAAGUCAACUAUCAAUCCACCCCGCGUAGUACCCUUCUUGUCUCAGCCCUCCAGUAGCACUGCGCACAUAGGCCGCAUUUCAGGCCCAGAUAUCGCUGUGCCUCUAUCAUGGCAACAAUCGCCGGCUAGUUCCAACCCAAACAUGGUAUCCGGUGCCGCAGGAUAUUCCGUGCACCAUGCUCAGUAUGGUCUGGAGCGUGAACGAUGGGCUAAACUGGCAUAUGCUCCGCCCCCUGCAGAGACCAUCACAUUAGAGAUAUCAGCUGUAUACGAGGGAAAUUCACGGAAGAAAAGUGGGCGCGGCAUCAACUUUGGGAAUAUUUGUGAAGGAAAAAAGGACAUCGACACUCGCUUGGACGCCCCUGGGCUUAUACAAAUCGCUUUAGAUACUAUUCUACCGAAAAUCCUCACAUUUGGAAGGGGAUUUCUUUGGCGCACCGAAGAAUUCGUUGUCCGGGAUGCUACCUGGGUUGACCUAUCUGGACAUUUGCCUGCCAUUCCGUACUUCUUAGCUCAGUGCUUAGUCCAAUCUCGACGCGGACCAAAGACGACAACUUUCAAGACCAGGCAAUUCUUACUCAUGGUUGUUGUGCCUGCAGCGCAGUGGUGUGAGUAUGAGGCAUGGCUGGAAAAAACUGAAGAAGAAAAUACCUUGCGUGAACAGCUCCAACGACACAGAUCUAUCAAUACUGUUACUGAAGAACGAGACCCUCGAACUUCCGGCACCGACUCAGAAGACCCAUGGGCCGCACAACAAGAGGAUGAAGACCCUUUUGGUCUUGACUUCGAAGGACCGGAUGCCUUAUCUACUGUGGGACGUAAUUCCGCUGUUACUGACAGCUCAGCACAUAAUCCGACACGUCCAUCAGCAAAGCGGGCUCAUGUUCGCGGAGAGAGCGACUCCACGAAUAGUACCGUCUCACCUCCUCGCAAGAAGCCAGUGCCUGGUGUAUUCCACCUUCCUGACCGUAAUUAUUUGAAAGAGGCCUUGAAAAGUGGAGGUAGUGUAGAUGCUGUGCGUGCACCUAAAGUUUAUGACUUCCGCAACAAGGACAUUCAAUUCCAUCCAAUCCCUGUGCGCCCACUAGCCGAUAUCUUGAAGACUCCUCAGUAUCGUUCAUUCAAACCCAACAUCUCAAAUUCGUCUAUCGGACAACUCACUAUCGAUGUCCCCAUUCGCAGCAUGAUCGGGAUCGGUGCCUUUAAGACAGCUCAUCCAGGGUGGCUCACGCUAUCUCCCCUGUCCUCCAGUGGCCUUGGGUCGCGUGCUCAGCAGGAUGUUGUCGUCAAGCGGCCAUUUCACAGACCUCCCCCUCACACUACUGGAUUCAGCGUCCUCAAGAUUUCACGUUACGCACUACCAGAUGAGCAUGAAAAACUCCUCAACGAAUGUAACUUGUUGUACUGGGCAAAAUCUCUCCUCAACUUCACUUACGAGUACAUCGAUCACUGUAUCGAUGCCGCACCGACUCCGCCAUCUUUUUCAAUCCCCCGUGUGCGUUUCGUGGAAGCGGGCAUUGCUUUGGCAUUUUCUCGCCACUCGUCAAACACUCAGGGCACCUCCGAACAAGCUCCGAUGGCAGAUAUUAAGGCAGGGAUGUUUUCGGCAGUAUAUCUCCUUGAGGAGCGGGUGACAUCGGGUACUCCUAAUGAUCAGACGUUCACGAAGUUCAUCCACAACAAAGACUACGGACCUUCACUCGACGAGGACGAAUACGGCUAUGACGUAGCCGUCUUUCUCUCGUUUACUCAGCAUAUCCAGUAUGAAAAGACAGAGGGUCUGGCAUUCAUUUCUGAUUAUCAAGGCAGCACCGAGCUUCUGACUGAUCCUCAGAUUUUGACCCACCGCUCGGUCAAUGAAGGAAUUGAUCUUUUCGGUGAUGGGAACAUUGCAAGUGUGGUGGACGACUUUAAGGCAAGGCACCUCUGUAACCACUACUGCAAGUGGCCAGGAUUUGGAUUGGAAGUAUAUGCUUAG